CUAACCUUCAGUUUGCCUUCUCCUCACUCUCCCUACACUCUGAGGAAAACUAGAAAGUAGAAACCCUAAUCGCCAUUCCCGUUGCUGCUUCUUUUUUGUUCUUUGCUCUUCCGUUUUGUUCAUCAAUGGCCACUCUUCCCUACGAUAGAGAACGCUGGAUGGUCCGAACCUUCGGCGGCGGAAAAAGAAGUCAGCUUUGCGGCCAAUACCCUGUUUUUCCUCCCCUGAAACGCCCAAAAACAGGGCUUCCGUCGAUCAACGGCGGCCACAGGUUUAAUGGGUUUCCGAUUGACUACAACCCCAGUUCAAUCAACAUACCGCGAUACUCCCCACAAAUCUCUCAUGCGACUGUUGAUACGAUUUCGGCGUUAUUGGCGAUCAAUUCAUGUCAGAACCCUUUUCCGGCGAUGGCAAUCGAUCCCGGUUUCCAGCACGAACGCCAGGCGAAUGUCGUGGGUCCUGUUCCUCCCGGGGCUACGACUUUGGUUAUGCCGACAGUUCAAGGACCCCAAGCACCGAUGUUAGGUCUUGUUAAUCCUACUCCUCUGCCUUCCCCUGUUCAAGAAAUCGUAAAAACCCAACCUUCAAAUUCACAAGUUAAAUCCGAUUCAUUGCCGCUGCCGCCGCCUCCUCUUCCUUUAUCCGGCACCGCCAUUGUAGAUCUGCUUAAUUCUCUGGCUAAACGAGGACUGAUUAAACCAACAGAAGAAAUCCAAACCCAACCAGAACCAGAACCAGAACCAGAACCAGAGCCAGCUUCAAUAGGACUCGAAUUCGACCCAGCCUUGCUGAAGAAGCGCCAUGAAUCGGUAAUAAACGCCCUGUACUCCGAUAUGCCAAGACAAUGUUCGACAUGUGGGCUCCGGUUCAAGACCUCGGGAGAACACAGCAGACACAUGGACUGGCAUGUGCGAAAGAAUCGAGCGAAGAAGAACAGAAGUGCGAAACCACUUAGGCUUUCUCGUCCGUGGUUCCCGAGUUCCGACGAAGAACCAUCCCCUGCAAUUCCUGAAUCCUGGCUUUAUCCUGAGGAAAAUUUGAAUGAGAAGAAAACUGAUGAACUACUUAUUGUUCAUGCGAAUUAUGAUCAGAAAUUGUGUGCGUUAUGUAAUGAAGCUUUUGAAGAUUUUUACUGUGAUUCGACUGAAGAUUGGAUGUACAAAGGAGCUGUUUACAUGAAGGCUCGCAAUGGAGAGUUGGGACCUAUAGUCCAUGCCAAGUGCCUGCCGGAGCCACCAGUUUGACAGCGUUUCCCGCCAAGGAUUGUAAGGACUUUGGGUUUUUUUUUUUUUACCGAAGAAAUUGUUAGAAGUUAAAAAUUAAGUUAGUAUUUUGCUUUUAACGAGGUUUGACCACUUAUUAAAGGUGUAACAGUCCU
Rubroshorea leprosula is the source of this 1378-nucleotide messenger RNA. The record is from the annotation of a GenBank genome assembly. NCBI's taxonomy places the organism in Eukaryota, Viridiplantae, Streptophyta, Magnoliopsida, Malvales, Dipterocarpaceae.